This is a messenger RNA of Punica granatum (pomegranate), 2922 nucleotides long. The record is from RefSeq and is a predicted model, not a curated record. NCBI's taxonomy places the organism in Eukaryota, Viridiplantae, Streptophyta, Magnoliopsida, Myrtales, Lythraceae.
AGCUCCUUUCAAAAAUCUGAUCAGCACAAGAACAAAAAGCUCAUUACACCAAUUUCUACCAAAAGCAUAAAAUAUACUAUACCCAGAGAGAGAGAGAGAGAGAGAGAGAGAGAGAGAGAAUCUUCCAGUUUUCUCUCGUUUGGUUUAGCAAUGUGCUUGUUGGAAUUCUAAUCCUAAGCCCAUUCCGGACCUCAAAGGAAAGGAAAGGAAAGGAAAGGAAACCCACAGAAACAAACAAGGGAUUGCUGAUUCCUACGUUUGUUUAUGCCUGUGGGAGUUCUUUUCCUUUGCAGAGGAUGGUCCAGAGAAAGGUUCAUAGCAGCAAGCUUGGAAUCAAAGCUGAUCAUCGGAUAAAACCCGACCCAGGCUCAUCAAAGAGCAAAACCAUCAUCACCCCAUCUUCUCCUCAGUACUACCCAGAUGGAAAAACCAGCAGAGCAUCUGACCUCAAGAAGAAGAUGAAGAGGUCGAGACCGAUCAAGCGGUCUAACAUCGACUCCCUCAGGUCCUUCUCCUUGGGCACGGGAGUUCCACAGCCAGGAAGACCGCCUCCUCUCGGUCUUCAGGUUUCAAACUCCUCAGCAACGACUCCGCAGAAGCAUCCCCAUGUUAGGUCCGGCGAUGGUCUUCCAAAUUACAUGAAGCCCACGAGCAGCUCCGAUGCUCGGAAGGAGCGGUCCUCGGUAAGUCCUCCGAGUACUAGAGUCAGUUCCGAUUCUAAGAGCACCCGAAGGGUGAGCUCGGCAAGUUCAAAAGUGAGCUCUCCUUCGGGGAAUAAUAGUAAAAUCACACCUGUGAGGAAUCUGAAGAGGUCUUCGAGCUCAAGGCUCGUGCGAACUUUGACAAAGACACCGAGCUUCAAACCCGCAAGAUCUUCAUCGGCCAAAAGAUGCUCCACCGUUGUUCUCUGCGGAGACAUGAAUGCCCAGAGAGCUACCUGUUCUUCGACCCUCAAGGACUCGAAAUUCCCCAAGUACCUUAAUCUCAGUCCCGGUGCCACCGAGGCUGAGGGGACUUCUGCCAUGAAGGUCUGUCCAUAUACUUACUGUUCUCUCAACGGUCAUCGCCACUCUCCUCUUCCACCACUCAAGUGCUUUAUCUCUUCAAGGAGGAGGGCGAUGAAGACCCAGAGGAGCCUCAAGGUUGAGGCUCUAAAGACCGAAAUUGAGGAGCCAACCCCUGUUUAUGGGCCAACGAGGAUGGACGCUGAUAAUGGAGGGGACUUCUUCAUAGAAAUUUAUGCUGAAACCGAAGAUAGAGAUACGUGCAGUCAAGAGAGCUUUCAUGAAGAAGAGAAGAAAUCAGAAGUCCAAGAGGAAGUUGAUUUGCCUAUCUCAGUUUUGGAAGAAGCGUUGGCUGUUGAAAGCUUCCUGGGAAAGGAUGGCUCUGAAGUUGAAUUUCCUGAAAGUGUAGAAGAGUUGGGAUCAGAAUCUUUGGAUAUGGAGUGGGACGGUGAUCCUUAUUCGAAUUUUGACCUUGAAGAAGCAGCAGAUGACCCAACAGAAAAUGAGGCAUGUCCCAAAACCCAGAAGCCUGAGCUUUGUCCCGAUUUCCUUCUCAUUGGCUGGAAGAACAUUCCCGAUGAGGAAGCGCAGCAAGAGGAGGAUGAAGCAUGCCCUGAAGCGCAGUUCCCAGAGGAUCAAGUAUCAGAGAUUUCUGAACUGAGCCAAGUCUUAGAUUGCUUCAGUUAUGACCAGUAUUCGUCUCCCGAGGAAGAUGAAUUGGAAGAAGCGACAGCAGAUGCAGAAGAAACCGCAGUGUCUCUUACAGAGGAGCAUAGUGCGGAUCUUGCAGAAAGCAUUGGAAUUGAUCCUGUUCUUCACAAGCCACAAGAGAAUCAAGAUGAUGCUAUCACUGGUUUCAGCUUCAAACCAGAACUCGAAAAUUCCAGUUCUCAGUCCCAAUGUCUUUGUCAGGAGCAAGAAGGCACUGCAGUAGAUGCGGUGAACAAGGAUGUAGCUGAUGAGAGUCCCAAAAGAGAGAGUCAAUAUCUUCUAUCCAAUGAGCAGCAGUCCCAGAUCAGUGAUCUCAACAAGAGCCAAAACUUGGAGAUGUUAGACAUAGUCAGUGACGAGAUGAUGAAGAUACCACUGGCUUCUGAAGAUCCCGUUAUGGAAGUGGACCGGGAGGAGGCAGAAAACCAUACUCAAUCAAGCAUAGCCGAAGAAGCAUUCCUAGAAUCGCGUGAUACUGACAAUCAGAAGAAGAGCAAAUAUACCCGUCCAGAGAGAGAUUCCAAGCAAGAUACUGACCCAUCUAUGAACUGGAUUGGGAAGAACAGAUGCAAAAGGCUGAGUGAGGAGGAGGAGAACUCAAGAAGGUUCAAUCCUCGAGACCCGAACUAUUUGCCUAUAGUUCUUGACCCUGAAGCAGAGAAGGUUGAUCUCAGGCACCAAAUGAUUGAUGAGAGGAGAAACUCUGACGAGUGGAUGAUCGACUAUGUUCUUAGGCAGACAGUUACGAGACUUGCACCUGCUAGGAAAAGAAAAGUGGCUCUGCUCGUGGAGGCUUUCGAGAAAGUGAUUCCAGCUCCCAAGAUGACGCCGAAUUCCAAGUGGGAGACGCACCUUACGAGCCCAAGACCUGUUCAAGCCUGCAGCUGAAAGCUGAGAGUCAGUGAUUUGGGAGUUGUCAAUAUCUCAAUGGAGGAGGAAUAACUACUUCAGCUCUCAAUGCAAGGGUCUCUCCUGAAGUUGAAGAUCUGCAGGUGGUAGUGAUUUCUUCUACAAUGUUUGGGUUGAAAAACUUCGAAGUGAUGGCCUUGUUUGAACAAGACUUGUGUCUUAUAGUUCCUAAUGUUUACCAAUCAGACAAUAUAUGUGUUGAGAGCAGAACUCGUAGUAGUCAUUAAUUAUCCUUCUGGGCUUAUAUGUACCUCUUUGCCGUGGCAUGACUUCUAAGUUCUAGCUUAUAUUUAUCUAA